Messenger RNA from Bursaphelenchus xylophilus (pine wood nematode), 426 nucleotides. The record is from the annotation of a GenBank genome assembly. Lineage: Eukaryota; Metazoa; Nematoda; Chromadorea; Rhabditida; Aphelenchoididae.
AUGUCGCUUUUGUUGUUCGAUCCCUUCCGCUCGUCCACCGGCUACAGUGUGAACCCAUGGCGUGGACUCAACUCGGAGCUGCAGCGUCUGGAGCGUGAGAUGGGUCAGUUCGACUACACUGACGGCUUCUCCUACACCUGCAAUGUCCAAGGAUUCCGUCCCGAGGAGAUUGAGGUCCAACAUGAGGGUGAUGCCGUCACCAUCUCCGCGCAUCACAAGCAAUCCGGAAGACACGAGCACUACGAGAAGACGCUGAAGAGGACCGUUCGAAUCCCCGAGGGCUUCAGCAAGGACCAUGUGCAAUGCGAUCUCAACGAGAAGGGUGAGCUGAUCGUCAAGGCGCCCAAGAAGACGGCACUCAACGAGCCCGAGAAGAGGUCCAUCCCCAUCAACUUCAAGCAAAGCAAGCCCAUUGAGAACAAGUAA